This is a messenger RNA of Diceros bicornis minor, 5652 nucleotides long. It is a transcript of the gene MATR3, whose product is annotated as matrin 3. The coding region runs from base 1801 to 4494 and encodes 897 amino acids. NCBI's taxonomy places the organism in Eukaryota, Metazoa, Chordata, Mammalia, Perissodactyla, Rhinocerotidae. The transcript has 19 exons. Gene Ontology annotation, molecular function: zinc ion binding; RNA binding. The record is from RefSeq and is a predicted model, not a curated record. Gene Ontology annotation, cellular component: nucleus.
CCAUUAGCCUACCUUUGGCCCCAGCUGUAGGCAGCUGCCUAGGUUGCCUUGUACCUAGGCAAGUGUUACACUGCUGGGAGAACAGCAGCGGAUAGCUGGUUGGCAUUCUGGGCCUGGUUCAUGCCAACUCUGUUGUUUACUGUACCAGGAUGCCAGCAUAGUUGUUUGUCCAUUAAGGUUAAAUCUGCAAGAGCACAACUUUGCAGGGAGAAACCUAAAAAUCCAGACCUUUCUGAGUGAUUCUGGUUCAACAGGUUUGGCUAGUAUGAAGUUACUUGAAUCAUACCUGGGAAACAGAACAAAGGAUGACUUGAAAGUAGGGCAUCUUUGGCCCUCCUGAAGAGAGGCAGUUAGUGGCAGAUGGAUAGUCUGUGUAUGGAGUUCUCAGGUAAAUGUCCCUAUGCAUUCCAACAUUGACUACCUCCUGUGUGCCAGGCCUGUUUGCUAGUUGGUGUCUAUCAGAAAACAGUUGGGAGGCAAAAUCAUGUAUAUUUGCCCCCAAGAAAUUCAGCCUCUAGUCAGUGAAAGGCUGAGUGGGAUUUUGGUCGUUAUGCUCUGAAGGCACCUAAAAUCUUUGAGAUUAUCUGUAUCAUUCCAUCUGAGGGAUUUAUGGGGAGAUUGUAAAUUUCAUAAGGGAAAGGAGAGUAUAUCUUGGCUUGUUCACUGCUAGAUCCCAAUCACAGUGCCUGGCACAUCGCAGGAGCUCCCUGAAUGUUGGAUAAAAUGACUGAAGGUAUGGGAAAGGGAUUCCUGUUUCUUACUUGUUUAAAGGAUUUGGCAGCAGAGUCUGCAAUCAGUGCCUCCAGGUCUCUGUUUUGCAGUCAAUAUUCAAUUCAUGGGGAUACCUAUAUCCAUGUCUUCUAUGUGGAGUGCCUGAGUGUCUGAAAUAAAGCUGUUUCAGGAAUCAUCCAGCAGUUGUCAGCUAUCCAGGCUAGUGUGAUGCCUCGGAUGGUGUUACACUGGUGGAAGAGUAAACGCUGCCUUUAUUGAGGUCUGGCUCCAGCACUGUUUUGGUGUUAUGGCUGAGUACCUUUGGGCAGCGUUUUGCACCUCUGAGAGUGGAAUAACUCCUCCUGUGGAGUUGGUCCUAGUCUGGGUGCAAACAAUUUAUUUCUGUUAGAAAAGGACCCUGUCUUAGGGACAGCCUAUCAUUCCUUUACUCUUUGAAUCCUAGAUGCCUUCACCUGUGUGAGAAACCUGCCUCCAUCAGGACCUCAGAUAUCUGACAGCCCUGUGUGACACCAAGAUAAGUAAUGGUUGAAAGAAACUACAGUCAAGGGGCUGUUGCAUUUAAAUUUUGGAUCAUGUCUCAAAUUUUAAUCAGGAAAAUAAAACCCCAGAGGAAUAAAUUCUGCAGGCACCAAAGGCACAUAAAAAGGUGGCUCAGUGCCUAGGAAUUCACACAAAGGAAAACAACCGGGAUAUUCAUGUAAAUAUACUGCAGGACGUGUGGCACUGUAGAAUAUUGACAUUUACUGCACAUUGACCAUGUGCAAGAACUACUAAAUUCAUUCUACACAUCUCCUAAUCCUCUCAACAGCUCUACAAGCAGCUGAAGGCACUCCGCAACACACUUUUACCAUUAUCCUUAGGAUCAAGAUGUGGGCUAGAUAUUGAAUCCAGAGUUGUCUGCUGUUUCUCAGCUUGAAGAAGAUUCUACAGUCCUUAUUGAUCCUUUUUCUUGGCGUUACCAUUUUUUGAAGCAAAGUUAACCUAGUUUUCUAGUUUGAGCUUUCUUUUUGGCCAUCUUUAAAAAAAUUUUUUUUUAAAUCUAUAAACUAGACACGAGAUAGUUCUACAAUGUCCAAGUCAUUCCAGCAGUCAUCUCUCGGUAGGGACUCGCAGGGUCAUGGGCGUGACCUGUCUGCAGCAGGAAUAGGCCUUCUUGCUGCUGCUACCCAGUCUUUAAGUAUGCCAGCAUCUCUUGGAAGGAUGAACCAGGGUACUGCACGCCUUGCUAGUUUAAUGAAUCUUGGAAUGAGUUCUUCAUUGAAUCAACAAGGAGCUCAUAGUGCACUGUCUUCUGCUAGUACUUCUUCCCAUAAUUUGCAGUCUAUAUUUAACAUUGGAAGUAGAGGUCCACUCCCUUUGUCUUCUCAACACCGUGGAGAUGCAGACCAGGCCAGUAACAUUUUGGCCAGCUUUGGUCUGUCUGCUAGAGACUUAGAUGAACUGAGUCGUUAUCCAGAGGACAAGAUUACUCCUGAGAAUUUGCCCCAAAUCCUUCUACAGCUUAAAAGGAGGAGAACUGAAGAAGGCCCUACAUUGAGUUAUGGUAGAGAUGGCAGAUCUGCUACACGGGAGCCACCAUACAGAGUACCUAGGGAUGAUUGGGAAGAAAAAAGGCACUUUAGAAGAGAUAGUUUUGAUGAUCGUGGUCCUAGUCUCAACCCAGUGCUUGAUUAUGACCAUGGAAGUCGUUCUCAAGAAUCUGGUUAUUAUGACAGAAUGGAUUAUGAAGAUGACAGAUUAAGAGAUGGAGAAAGGUGUAGGGAUGAUUCUUUUUUUGGUGAGACCUCGCAUAACUAUCAUAAAUUUGACAGUGAGUAUGAGAGAAUGGGACGUGGUCCUGGCCCCUUACAAGAGAGAUCUCUCUUUGAGAAAAAGAGGGGCGCUCCUCCAAGUAGCAAUAUUGAAGACUUCCAUGGACUCUUACCGAAGGGUUAUCCCCAUCUGUGCUCUAUAUGUGAUUUGCCAGUUCAUUCUAAUAAGGAGUGGAGUCAACAUAUCAAUGGAGCAAGUCACAGUCGUCGAUGCCAGCUGCUUCUUGAAAUCUACCCAGAAUGGAAUCCUGACAAUGAUACAGGACACACAAUGGGUGAUCCAUUCAUGUUGCAGCAGUCUACAAACCCAGCACCAGGAAUUUUGGGACCUCCACCUCCCUCAUUUCAUCUUGGGGGACCAGCAGUUGGACCAAGAGGAAAUCUGGGUGCUGGAAAUGGGAACCUGCAAGGACCAAGACACAUGCAGAAAGGCAGAGUGGAAACUAGCCGAGUUGUUCACAUCAUGGAUUUUCAGCGAGGGAAAAACUUGAGAUAUCAACUGUUACAGCUGGUGGAACCAUUUGGAGUCAUUUCGAAUCAUCUGAUUCUAAAUAAAAUUAAUGAGGCAUUUAUUGAAAUGGCAACCACGGAAGAUGCUCAGGCUGCAGUGGAUUAUUAUACAACCACACCAGCAUUAGUAUUUGGCAAGCCAGUGAGAGUUCAUUUAUCCCAAAAGUAUAAAAGAAUAAAGAAACCUGAAGGGAAGCCAGACCAGAAGUUUGAUCAAAAGCAAGAACUUGGACGUGUGAUACAUCUCAGCAAUUUACCUCAUUCUGGCUAUUCUGACAGUGCUGUCCUCAAGCUUGCUGAGCCGUAUGGGAAAAUAAAGAAUUACAUACUGAUGAGGAUGAAAAGUCAGGCCUUUAUUGAGAUGGAGACCAGAGAAGAUGCAAUGGCAAUGGUUGACCACUGUUUGAAAAAGGCGCUUUGGUUUCAGGGGAGAUGUGUGAAAGUUGAUCUGUCUGAAAAAUAUAAAAAAUUGGUACUGAGGAUUCCUAACAGAGGCAUUGACUUACUGAAAAAAGAUAAAUCUCGAAAAAGAUCUUAUUCUCCAGAUGGCAAAGAAUCUCCAAGUGAUAAGAAAUCUAAGACUGAUGGUUCCCAGAAGACUGAAAGUACAACUGAAGGUAAAGAACAAGAAGAGAAGUCAGGUGAAGAUGGUGAAAAAGAUACAAAGGAUGACCAGGUAGAACAGGAACCUAACAUGCUUCUUGAAUCUGAAGAUGAGCUACUCGUAGAUGAAGAAGAAGCAGCAGCACUGCUAGAAAGUGGCAGUUCAGUGGGAGAUGAGACAGACCUUGCUAAUUUAGGUGAUGUGGCUUCUGAUGGGAAAAAGGAACCUUCAGACAAAGCUGUGAAAAAAGAUGCAAAUGCAAGUGCUUCAGCAGCUGCAAAGAAAAAGCUUAAAAAGCGUCGUUUCCCAGGGAGUAUGGAAGGUUUUGUCACUCUAGAUGAGGUUGGUGAUGAGGAAGAUUCGGAACUUCAGAAACUUCGUAAAUCAGGCAUGGCAUUUAAAUCUGGUGACAAAAAUGAUGAUGGUUUGGUUGAAAUUAAGGUGGACAAGAUCGAGGAACUUGAUCAAGAAAACGAAGCAGCGUUGGAAAAUGGAAUUAAAAAUGAGGAAAAUACAGAACCAGGCGCUGAAUCGGCUGAGAAUGCUGAUGAUCCCAACAAGGAUACAAGUGAAAAUGCAGAUGGCCAAAGUGAUGAAAACAAGGAGGACUAUACAAUCCCAGAUGAGUAUAGAAUUGGACCAUAUCAGCCCAAUGUUCCUGUUGGUAUAGACUAUGUGAUACCUAAAACAGGGUUUUACUGUAAGCUGUGUUCACUCUUUUAUACAAAUGAAGAAGUUGCAAAGAAUACUCAUUGCAGCAGCCUUCCUCAUUAUCAGAAAUUAAAGAAAUUUCUGAAUAAAUUGGCAGAAGAACGCAGGCAGAAGAAGGAAGCUUAAGAUGUGCAAGAAGCUUAAUGAUUUCAAAGAAAAUAAUGGUUCUUUGUUUUUAAUGUUAACCUUUUUUAAAUAUAAUACUGAUAGUUAGAAGAAAACUAUUGUACUCUUUUGUUUUAGUGGAAAAAUAAUAGAUGUCUGUUCAUGUGUUGUGUAAUAGCAAAAAUACAUACACGGUUAAGUUAAUGAAGAACUGUUUUUGUUUUAUCAGAAUGGUAACAGACAGAAGUACUUCGUAGAGACUGACUUUGUAAGCUACUUAAGACAACUUGCACCACUAAGAAAAAGAUGCAUAGAACCAUUGAGAGAAAUGAAAUUGAGUAGUUCCGAGCUUCAAAGAAAUGUCAACUUUGAUUCCAUUCAAUAAAGAACAAAACCAGUUGUAUUUUUAUUACUUUCAUCUGAAACAUUCCACAUUUUAAUCUGAGCCUUGCAGACUUUUUAUUUGGCGUUUGAAGCUUUUUUGGUUGUGUUUCAUUUUUGGAGAACUUCAUUAAUGUCAGAUUGGCAAUUAAAAUACAGGUGCAGUUUUCUUUUAAUGUCAUGCUGUUGUUUAGGUAAUAAGAUAUAUUAAGUAACUGGCUUUAGAUUUUGUAAUUUUUUCCCUAAGUUCCUGCUAGAUUUUGUAUUCUAGUAGUCAAUGUAUUUUCAGUGAAAUGUAAAAAUAUUCCCGUUCUCUUUGACCAGUAUUAAUUCCUUGAGAUCUUAUUGCUUGUCACUUGAAUCCUGUAGCUGUCAUACAUCUGGUAUAAGCAACAUUUGAUUUUUAAAGUGUGUAGACCAUCUCUUCAUAUUGUCAAGAUGUAAUUUUACAUUUCUGCAUUUUAAAAAGUUUGACCAUAAUCUAGGCGCACGCUUCUAAUUCAUAUACCUGCACAUGUGACCUUUGUGAACAGAAAUUUGCAUGUAUAAUCUGUGUUUACUUGUAACUUUCUGGUUAUGUACUGCUUAUAUCUGUGGAUUCAAGUUUCUGAAGUGAAUACCAAUAAAAAACCUAGGCCACGUUCAUUGGUUAUACAUGUUUGGAAUGUUAACCAAUAUAUUUGUCAGUUGUGUUUAUUAUUCACUGUUAAACUUUUUUGCAUGCUUUAACAAAUUACUACAUUUUUAAUCUGAAGUGUUCUAAAAACUGCUACUAAAGAUCUGAGUUUUAAAAUUUUU